Penaeus chinensis is the source of this 1256-nucleotide messenger RNA. Its product is annotated as leucine-rich repeat-containing protein 15-like. Bases 67 to 1194 code for a protein of 375 amino acids. The transcript has 9 exons. The record is from RefSeq and is a predicted model, not a curated record. Gene Ontology annotation, molecular function: protein binding. NCBI's taxonomy places the organism in Eukaryota, Metazoa, Arthropoda, Malacostraca, Decapoda, Penaeidae.
AGGGAGGUUGCUGCCUCACCUGAACACACUCAGUUCGACUCACAAGAGUAGAAGGCAAAGGUAAAAAUGCAGCUCGAGGUGAUUAUAUUGGCUCUUUCAUUCGCGCUGUGUGGCACCUUCCCGUGGCACCUGCCAUACACGGGUCAGGAGGCUAAUCCCCGAGCUGACCCUUGCCCUUCUGCUGACCUUAUCCUGCCCUGUGAGUGCUUUGAGGAAGAGGAAAACGCCGGGGUUCCGUCCAUGAGGUGUGAAAACGUGGCCGACGCUCAUGUUCUUGAUACGGUAUUCCUUCAAGAUUUUCCCAAUCCUAAUCUGAUGAGUUUCACUGUGAGUCAUUCCAGCCUUGGGUAUCUUCAUCAGGAUAUUUUCCACGGAAAGACCUUCCAGAACAUUCGGCUGACGGGGGGCGGCGUCUCCUCUUUGGCUCCAGGUGUGCUUGACAACUCGCGAGAAACUCUUACUCGUUUCUUCGUCAACGACAAUCAUCUGACGAAUUUCUCCUUGCAAGAUCUCCACCUUUUCCCGCACGUUGAUGCCCUGUACCUCAGCAACAACCAACUCCUGAGCAUCGACGCCCUGGUUGGCAUGCCCGAGCAGUCGACUCUCUCUGCCUUCUACGUGUCGAGGAACUACAUCACGAGUCUUCAUCCCGACGUCUUCAAGUCAGUCCCAGGCAUCAGUUCGCUCCGCUUAGAUAACAACAGACUAACGUAUCUCUCGCCCAGACUCUUUUAUCCGCUGUAUAAACUCGAAGUUCUCUCCAUCUACGAGAACACGAUCCUGCAACUGGGAACCGGCGAUCUUUGGUUCUCGACCCCGGUACUGCGAAGUCUUGACCUCCGGAGCAACGGCCCAGGACUCCUGUGGGAAGCAGACGUCUUCAGAGGCGUCGGCUUCGACACGAAAGUGGACCUUGCCAACAACAGAUUUCACAAGCUGGAAUACGACGUGUUUGGCCCUGUGUUGAAAAACGUGUCUACCUUUUACGGCUUUGUUAAUUUUGUGGGCAAUUACUUAACCUGUGACUGUUCCGUGCUGUGGCUUGUCAUGGACGAAACCUUGCAGGGACAUGCAUACUCUGCAAUGUGCAAGAAUUUCACGUACGUCGACGACCUGGACCGAAAUGUGAUGAUGGAAGAAUGCGCUACCGGGCCUAUGGUGAAUGGGCGUGAUGGUGAGGAUGGUGAUUCGUGAUCCGUGAUUCGUGAUUCGUGAUUCGUGAUGGUGAAGAUUGUUAGGGAGUUGUUUAUUGUGCA